CACGUUCACCAGCACUCAACAUGUUGAGUGAUUAGUUAACGGCUUUGUUGAAAACAGAUGAAAAUCAGCUCUAGACCAAUCAAAACUCUUCUACCUUGUGUAUUCCACUUGUUGGAACAAAGCCGUUUACUAAUCACUCAACAUGUUGAGUACUGGUGAACGCGACCAUUGACGGUAAAACAGCUGGUAAUUGCUAAAUAAAUAGUUUUCGACCUGCGACCUUAAAUAAACUGUGGUUCAUUGCUGUGGUCAUAGUCGUAUAGUAUUGGUCUGAGUAUAUGGUCAUUAUUUUAUUUGAUUAUGUCUGGUGAAAGUCAAGAACUGGACGAUUCCUUAGACGAUUCACAGUUUCCCUCAAUCGACUUCGAUGAUUUCAAAUGUUCCCAAUGCGAAAAGUACCUGUCUGUAGCUCCAAUCUACAUCUACACAGAUCCCAUUGGCAAAAAUAAAAAUGUAUGCGGUAGAUGUUCAGUUCCCGAUGAGGGCUCAAAAAUAAGAAACGUUUCCUAUGAAAUAUUGGCAAAAUUUUUGAAAUUUCCAUGUAGUUCUUCAAAAAAUUGCAAGGAAAAACUAGCUUGGGGCGAAGCUGAAGAUCACGAAGCUAAAUGCUGGCAUAGAGAAAUGGUUUGUGAAAUUUGCUCUGGCCCAUACACAACUACAACUCUUAUAAGUCAUUAUAAGAAGCACCAUCAGAAGGAAUUAUUUCUCGACAAAAAUGUAGUAAUUUCUGAAGGAGACAUUUAUAAUCACACAUAUCCAAAAGUCGUAUUAGUUGCUUGUGCCAGAAUGGUUUGUUUAGUUCAUAUCCAAGUAGAAACUACAAUCAAAAUUAAAGUACAGCCUGUAUUUGCAACUUCAAUUCCCCACGCUCUUACUGUAACUUUUAGUACAAGGAAUCAAAUUAUUUCAUUCAAAAACCGACAAAUUAAACAAAAUCCAAAUAAUACUAAGAAUUGGAACGAGUAUGAUUUCAACAUCGAUCAUAUACUAGACAUAUUUAAAUCAGACUCUAGUGAAUUCAAAAUGGAGUUAGAAAUAUACCAGGAUGGACCUAAUAAUGAUGAAAAUGCUAGUUAUAAUGUUGACCAGUAUUUAUCCAAUGAAGCGUCAGGCGUGAUGGAACGGAUAUCAAAUACCUUGGAGUGUCCCACUUGUUAUGAAGUAAUGGCUGGGAACAUUUAUCUCUGUAAAACGGGUCAUUCGAUUUGUGAAAGUUGUAGAAAAUUGGUUCCUGUAUGUCCUACCUGUCAAGGACAAUAUAUGGGUGGACGAAAUUAUGCACUAGAGGAAAUUUCAAAGAAAUUGAAAGAUUUUUUGUGAAUUCGGAAAUAUUUUUAUGAAAAUAUUCAACAACAUCAAUAUGUUUAAGUUUUUGAUAUACAAACAGUUCAUUAUUUUGAAGCGCAACUGGAAACUUUUGUUAGUGGUACAAAAGUAGUGUUUAAAUUUUUUAUAAAUACCUAUAGAUACUUAAUUAAACUUUAUGAAUAAAAAUAAAAUGUAUAGUAUAUUUUCUUGAAAACUGUUUAAUUUUAAAUAUUUCAGGACAAAAUAAUAAUUGAUGGUGAGCUGAAAUUUAGUGAACACGCUAUUAUAAGUUAUUAACAAAGGAAAUGAGUGUCUAUUAGUUAAAGCCUGAAAACAAAUGUUGAAAUUAUUUAUUUACGAUUUGCUACACAUUUAUUAUUAUUUUUUAAAUACAACCUCUUUUUUCAUAGAUUAAUAAAGUCGACCCAAUUAAACCAAAACGACUCACAAAUAAAUUUCUUAAAAUUUACAUGCAUAUUUAAAAGUUUUUACGUAUACAUAAUUUGAUAAAUUGUUUUCUCAUACACACAUAUUCACAAAAUAUCUACAUUAUAUAAAAAUAAAUAGGGAUUUAAUAGGUACAAAUCAAUCACAUAAUAAUAUAAAGUAGAAAGUUUUCAAGAUAGCUCAAAGCCUGCCUGUUGUUCGAUUGCAGAUAAAAUUUUGGAACGCAUGACUUCUUCAUCCUUGAAUAUCGGAAUUUUUAGUAAGUUCAAACAGGUACUUGCGGUCGGCAUACGGUUUUCCACUCCGGAUGAUUGAAUGCAGAAUUGUGGAUUCAGUU
This is a messenger RNA of Ceutorhynchus assimilis (cabbage seed weevil), 2092 nucleotides long. NCBI's taxonomy places the organism in Eukaryota, Metazoa, Arthropoda, Insecta, Coleoptera, Curculionidae. The record is from the annotation of a GenBank genome assembly.